Molecule: messenger RNA, 4017 nt
Organism: Thunnus maccoyii (southern bluefin tuna)
Lineage: Eukaryota; Metazoa; Chordata; Actinopteri; Scombriformes; Scombridae
Gene: ttc34
Product: tetratricopeptide repeat domain 34
Exons: 9
Coding region: 403-3729 (1108 amino acids)
Molecular function (GO): protein binding
Source: RefSeq, a predicted model, not a curated record
CCAGAGCUGUGCUCAAGAGGACAACAGCUCACCAGGACCGUCCCAUCCCGACAACAGGAGGAACAGACAGAGCCAGGAAGAGUUUAUAUCGGGAUAUGAAGCUUUUUCCGCCUGGUAUUAGCGGACACACCGUGUUGUCCUGGCAACUCUGAGUGGAGAGCUAUUGAAUUACAAAAAUGGGGCCCAGGUUUUCUGUUCUCGGGAUGUUCUGCAGCAGAAAAUGAGCUGACCGACUUUGACCGUGUCGGUGAGUGGUUUUCUUAUUCAGACUUUAAAAAGUCACGGAUUGUUCAAGUGUCGGUGGAUCUACUGUGGGCAACAAAAGGAGCGGGUGACGUCUAUGAUGUCAUCGCUGUGAGCAGCUGAGGAGAGAAGAACAGACAGAGGGUCUGCUGCCUGAUCAUGACUGCUGUGGUUCGACCUGGAGUCAAUGUUUCAGAGCUAUGUGAGGAUGGAGACAGGUUCCUUGAGGCUGGAGAGCUGGGGAGGGCAACCUCCCUCUACAUGUCUGCCUUCAGGACUCACGCCACCUCCACUGUGUCCCACCUGCGAAAAUUGUCCAGCCUGUGUGGGGUAAUCUCUACUCUAGAAGGUUGGCUUGACAGUCAUGGGGAGACUCCGCCUGCUGAGGGUCUUAAUAAAGGUCUAGCAGCUGUGUUUCUGUCCACACUCUGUCCCAACAAUCUUUCUGCCACCAUUUUCAAAAUGGAGUCUCUCCUUCAUAGUGGCAGGCAUGGUUGUGAGGAGAUUUUUGCUCGCUGCACUGCUCUGCUUGAAGGGAAGCGAACCCCUCAUCCAGAGGGGUAUACUCGCGUGGUGUUGGAGAUAACUCGUGCCCUGGCAUGCUUGUUCUCAGAGCCUCACAGUGUCAAGGGACUAAAGCUUUACCUCAACGCUUACAAGAGCAACAAAUCAGAAACUGUCACACUGGUGAAGAGCAGACAAGCUCAGCACCUACCCAAAAUAGUGAAAGCCUUCACAGACCAAAUACUGCACAUACAUCCCUCUCUGAUGUUUGACAGUGAGUGUGAAGUGACAACAAAGAGGAAGGAAAAGCUAGACGUUGAGUCUUAUACAAUGACUGAGUUUUUGUCAGCUCUCUCACCAAGUAACAGAGAAGUGCAGGAAAUUCAAGCAGCACAUUUGUUUUUCACAGGCAGGUUUGGGGACAGUGCAGAGGUGUAUUCUGCUGUCUUGCAGCAAAGUCAUUGUCAGCAAAUGUCAGAGAGUAGUAUAGACGAUACAGUCCAAGACACACCUGAGAGGAGAGCUAGACUUUUAACCGGUCGAGCAGCUGCCUGCUUCUCAGCGGGCGGGAGAACUGCAGAGGCCUGCAGGGAUCUGGGGGAGGCAUUUGAGAUCCACCCUGCCUGUGCUCGAACUUAUUUCCAAAAGCUCUUCACAGAUCACGGUACAGGGGUGGCUGCUCGUAACCAUCUCCGUCAGCAGGCAGAGAGGGGCUUAUCUGGCUACAGAGAGAGGGUCCUCAUUCGUCCAGACCUGCGGUCCACAGAGGGAGUUGAACUUUUGGACCCUGCGAUCUCUCAGUUACGGACUCUGUGCCAUUUAGAGCCUGACGGGGGAGGCAGAGAGCUGCGGGUACGACUGGCUGACUGUCUCCUUCUCAGAGGGGGACACAAAGAGGCCCUCUCUAUCUGUAGCCAGCUAGCUGCUGCACAAGGUCAGCAGAGCUAUCAGAACACUGUGCAAGUUCUUCGUGGAUAUGCACGACUUCUCAAUGAUGACCACAAGGGGGCGUUAGAAGACUUCCAGGCUGUGAUUGAACACAAUGCCCCCCACCCAUCCAGCUGUGUACGGGCACUCUGUGGCAGGGGGCUUCUUCGUAUGAUGGGCGGCUUCAACUACCUCACAGCACUAGAUUAUGUGACAGCCAGCAGGCUGCAGCCUCAGGAAACAGCACUGACUGUUCGCUGCUUAGUGCCAUGGAACUGCCGGGGGCUGCUGAUUACAGUUUUAUUGGAGCAGGGACGAGUCAUGCUGGAGGGGACUGGAGAGCACGGAUCCACCUCCAGUUCAAGUGAAAACUCCCAGCAGCCACUGCAGGGGGAUCAGCUUCAGGCACCAUCAAAGAGAGACAACCACAGAGCCGGGACUCCUGCUGGUGUCCAGUCCCUGGCUGUGCUACUGAUGGAGCUGCAGCCCAGUGCUGAUGGGCCUCAGAUCCUGGCAGCAGACGCCUUGUACCAGCUUGGUCGGGUGGAGGAGGCCUACCGGCUACUGCUCUCCAUCGGGCCCACCAGUCCUCGGGCACCUGUUCUGGCUCGCCUCGCCCUGCUGCAGCUGCACCGGGGCUUUCUCUAUGACACCAAUCAGCUGCUGAAAAAGCUCAUUCAGUGCAGUGAUACUAGCUGCUUGCGCCCCCUGUUGGCGGUGGCACAACAGAGGGACCGGGCGCUGCUGCAGGCACACUGCCACUCCGCUGCAAAACGCAUCCUGGAGGCCAAGAGAGAGGAGAGGGCUGUCAGGGAGGCUGUGGCCUAUCUCUCCAUCGCCAUCAUGGCUUCUGGUGGCGAGGCAGCAGACUCCUUGCUGGAGAGAGCGAGGUGUUAUGUCCUGCUCGGCCAACGAAAGACAGCCAUCUUUGAUUUCAGUGCCAUUCUUAGGGAGCACCCGAAACACGUUCAGGCCCUCUGUGGAAGAGGCUUCACCUACCUCAUGCUGAGCCAACAAAAGGAAUGCACUCAUGAUAUCCUGGCAGCACUUCAGAUAAACACUGACAUAGUCACCAAAGACAUCCUGUCACUCAAGGACAAGGCACGGAAACUGGUCUGUGAUUGGUUGCAUCAGUUCUGCAGGACCAGUCUGUCAGACAUCCUGGUUACUAGUGCUGUCCCCUGCCAGGAAGAGCAGCUCAGAGAGGCUUUUAUAAUCGGUGGAGCUCUGAUGAGGACAGACUGCAGAGACCCCAGAUGGCAUCUCCUCUAUGUGGACAUACUUUUAGCCAAAGGUGAAUUGAAGGCAGCAGGAGCUCAUCUGAGCCAGGUGUUUGGUCAGGAGCCAAGAGAUGCAGUGGCCCAGGCCAGGUUGGGUGUGGUGGAGGCCUGGCAGCAGAAUUACUGCAGCGCAGCUCGCAGGCUCAGCAAACUCACUGAGAAAGAUCCAUCCAGUUUGGACUUUUUACUGGACCUCAUCCCGUUCAAUCAGCGAAAACACAUGGCACAGGCAGCAGCACAGGAGGCCAGCAGUGUGUCAUCAGCUGGCCAGUGGGAUCAGGCCCUCACCCUCCUGAAUGUGGCGAUACAAGCUGUGGGCAAUCACAGACUCCAGUAUCUUCGCCAGCGGGCUGCUUGCCUUGCACAGCUGGGCUUACACAAGAGGGCCAUAGCUGACCUAGACCGAGUUAUCCAGAAACACGGUGGAUCCGACCCCAGCGGCUCAGAUGACCCCCAAGUCUGGGCGGAGGACCUGUGUCGUCGAGGUCGCAGCCUGGUGUUGUGUUCCAGAGAAGGACCAGCUCUGGAGGACUUCAGCCGGGCCUUAGAGCUCCACAGGGACCAGGCCAUCCAGUGCGUGGAAGCUGGUCUGGGCAGGCUGCGUCUGGCUGAAUGCUUCUUGCGGGGGGCACUGCUGCACUACGGGGAGCAGCAGCUCAGCAAAGCUUGGACAUUGAUUGAAUGCGGCCUUGUUGUGGACAGUGAGAACGCAGAGCUCCGCAGACUGAGGGCAAGGGUCAAACGAGAAGUAGCCAGCCCUUGCAAUGUCAACUAAUGUUGAUUGAGAGCCGCACAGGACACAAGAGCUCCAGCCGAGGUUAAAUGAUGUAGCCAUCAUGAUGUAGUGCCUGUACCUGAAAAUGUUGUAUUGUAGAGGAACGAUCUAUCUCGUUGAGGACUCUUCCACAGUGUUUUAGGACACGGUGCUUCGGUUCUUAUCAUGUCUUCCCAGUUCAAAUUAAGUAUGUAGGAUUAACAGCAGUGUAUGUUAAAUAACAAUAAUACUGAUAAUAAUAAUAAUACUUUAUUUGUACAGCACUUUUUUAAAGUUACAAAAAGCGUC